GAAAAUCCCUGUAUCCUACCGGCAGCAUGAGAAGGAUCAGAGCCAAUGCCAUCGCCAUCCUGACAGUAGCAUGGAUCCUGGGCACGUUCUAUUACCUAUGGCAAGACAGCAAGCCCCACGCUGCAGCAUCCAGCAAGUCUCCGAGCAGGAGCCGAGCAGCUGGGAGACAGCAGGAGGUGCACAGAGAGGACAGGACCAGCCCUGAGGCUGUGACCUUGGCCUUCCAGACAGAAAAGGGAAAGCUGAACGGCUUUGAUGAAAAGUCUUAUCUGUCCUCAAAGUUCAUCAAGGCUGGAGAGGAUCCAUAUCGGCAACAUGCUUUCAACCAACUUGAAAGUGACAAGCUGAGCAGUGAGAGGCCCAUCCGGGAUACCAGACACUACAGGUGCACUUCAGUUCACUAUGAUAAUGACUUGCCCUCAACCAGUGUCAUCAUCACCUUCCACAACGAGGCUCGCUCUACCCUUCUCCGAACCAUCAAAAGCGUUCUCAUCCGAAGCCCAGGAAAUCUGAUACAAGAGAUUAUUUUGGUGGAUGACUUCAGCACAGACCCUGAUGACUGCCAGCUCCUCACCAAAAUCCCAAAGGUCAAGUGUCUCCGAAACAACCGCAGAGAAGGUCUCAUACGAUCACGGGUUCGUGGAGCAGAAUUGGCUGCAGCGCCAGUCCUCACCUUCUUGGACAGCCAUUGUGAGGUCAAUAAUGAAUGGCUUCAGCCUCUUCUUCAGAGGGUCAAGGAUGAUCACACACGUGUGGUGAGCCCAAUAAUUGAUGUCAUCAGCCUUGAUAACUUUGCUUACCUGGCAGCCUCUGCUGAUCUCCGGGGUGGAUUUGACUGGAGUCUUCAUUUUAAGUGGGAACAAAUACCUAUAGAGCAGAAGAUGUCUCGCACAGAUCCAACCUCCUCUAUAAGGACCCCUGUUAUCGCCGGAGGUAUUUUUGUCAUUGACAAAUCGUGGUUCAACCAGCUGGGGAAGUAUGACACUCAAAUGGACAUCUGGGGAGGAGAGAACUUUGAACUAUCCUUCCGUGUGUGGAUGUGCGGUGGCAGCUUGGAAAUUGUGCCCUGCAGCCGAGUCGGUCACGUUUUCAGGAAACGGCACCCAUAUGAGUUCCCUGAUGGAAAUGCACUGACCUACAUUAAGAACACCAAGCGCACAGUGGAGGUGUGGAUGGAUGAAUACAAGCAGUACUAUUACCAGGCACGUCCUUCUGCCAUUGGAAAAUCCUAUGGGAGUGUGGCAGACCGAGCUGAACUGCGUAAGAAACUUAGUUGCAAGUCUUUCCAGUGGUACCUGCAGAAUGUCUACCCUGAAUUAAAGGUUCCCGAAAAGGAGGUGAUUUCUGGUCUUAUCAAGCAGGGAGGAAACUGCCUGGAGUCACAGACACGGGACACAACUGGGAAUAAUCCUAUUAUGCUGACACAGUGUAAGAGGUCUGCAAACAGUGCGCCAGCUGCACAGGAAUGGGCACUGAGUGACAAUGUAAUAAGGCAACAGGACAAAUGUCUGACCAUCUCUUCUUUUUCUACUGGGGCCCUUGUUAUGAUGGAACCUUGCAACCAAAAAGACAGCAGACAGAAAUGGAAGUUAAAAGGACACUUCCUGCAGCACAUCGGCAGUGCCCUCUGCUUGGACACCCAUUCGACCAGAGCUCUUAUUAACCCGUGCCAAUCAGAUUUGCUGAGCCAGCAGUGGGAGAUACUUCAGGCUACAUGAGGAACUGUAGAAUCCACUGAUAUCCUGCUUUAUUUUCGUCAUAGAGCAGAGAUCUGCUGGUUGAUUUUAUAGACCAAAAGGUUCAGAACAUUCCGACCUGACCAGCCGGCACCUCCAGUUUACCAAGAGUGACAUUGUCAUCAUGUGUCGUCUGGAUGCUUUCGGGUGGCCCUCAUGAAGUCCCCAGAACCUAUCCGAUCCAUUGACUUAUUUUAUGGUAUUAAAACCCUCUUUCUAUGUGCAGACAUUUACAAAUCUCCUACUGCGAAAUGCAGCUUUUUUUAAAGUCCUGACCAAUAAGGCGUGCUAAGAACACAAUCAGUUGUAUAUGUUUAAAUUUAGAUCCAAAACCCACAGAGCAAUUUGAUCGUGUUAUAGACUUUCUGACCAGUACAGUUAUGCUUUACAGCCUUUAGUGCUAUAUGAGCUGCUUUAAGACCUGACAUAUUGAGCUUUUCUGCAACAUUCUACCAGUUUAACUGAGGCCUUUUCACAAGUCAAGCAUCUUUCUAAUAGCCCUGCAACAUAGUGAUUUAUUUGAUAUGCUUGUGCUUGAGAGUAGUGCCUGUUUGAGGUCUCGUAAACCUUUCUGCUCCCUGUUACAUGGCUUUUGCAGACCUAGGCCUUUAAAAUAAGACAGUGUAAAAUCAAGGCCAAGGGAAGUGAUGCUUAGCGUCUUUCAUGCACCAAGUUAUUUAUAAUUGUCACAGGCACACAAGAGAGUUUUUUCAGUAUACUCCAUCAGUGUCCUCUGCCAACUCCAUCAGUAUCUUCUUGCAAGUGCUGCUCCUUGUAGGCUUCUCUGGCAUAACUGUACUGUUAGAAAGUUCUUUGCAGAUAUUGCCCUUUUGACAUGUACUGUGCAUGUUACAUCUCACUUCUGCAGUUUGCAGAGUGUUCUAAUGUGGAACCUUGUAUUAUAUAGUGUUCUGAGACAUGUAGGCCCUCAGCAGUAUCUUUCUGCUAUCCAGUUCACCAGCAUUACAAGCUUCUCAGACAAAAAGGCCUAAUGAACAAUGUCCCAUGGUACAACACAGCAUGUAUGAGGCGCCUCUGACACUUGCAUGCGACUAGCUCUUCUGACGUUGCUCUGUGAAUGUUGCAAGUCUGCCCCCCCCAAUCUGCUGCUCUAAAGCCACAUCUCUUCUUUCUUUGUGAUCCUAUGUUUCUUUUCAAGAACCUACAUUGUACUGGACAAAGAACAAGACUGUACAACUUUUUGUUUCGCUGCACAAUGUAUAUGGCUUGCCACAUCAUUAUGAAAUAAUUUAUUGGUA
Messenger RNA from Xenopus laevis (African clawed frog), 2995 nucleotides. RefSeq names its product polypeptide N-acetylgalactosaminyltransferase 16 L homeolog (gene galnt16.L). Gene Ontology annotation, biological process: protein O-linked glycosylation via N-acetylgalactosamine; protein O-linked glycosylation. The record is from RefSeq and is marked provisional. NCBI's taxonomy places the organism in Eukaryota, Metazoa, Chordata, Amphibia, Anura, Pipidae. Gene Ontology annotation, cellular component: Golgi membrane; Golgi apparatus. Gene Ontology annotation, molecular function: carbohydrate binding; polypeptide N-acetylgalactosaminyltransferase activity.